Messenger RNA from Cornus florida, 2695 nucleotides. RefSeq names its product 4-hydroxy-3-methylbut-2-en-1-yl diphosphate synthase (ferredoxin), chloroplastic. Gene Ontology annotation, cellular component: chloroplast. Gene Ontology annotation, molecular function: 4-hydroxy-3-methylbut-2-en-1-yl diphosphate synthase activity (ferredoxin); iron ion binding. The transcript has 20 exons. Gene Ontology annotation, biological process: isopentenyl diphosphate biosynthetic process, methylerythritol phosphate pathway; terpenoid biosynthetic process. NCBI's taxonomy places the organism in Eukaryota, Viridiplantae, Streptophyta, Magnoliopsida, Cornales, Cornaceae. The record is from RefSeq and is a predicted model, not a curated record. Bases 220 to 2442 code for a protein of 740 amino acids.
UUCUGAAAACCAUUCCAAACACAGGCCUCUGAAACUUCGCCCACCACAAGUUCUUUCUCUCUAAAUACACACACACAUAUUAUAUAUAUAUAUAUAUAUAUAUAUAUAUAUAUAUAUAUAUAUCCAGAUCCUUCGACUCCAACUGAUCGGCCGAUCAAUUCAGCUUCAUAAAGCCCCAACACCACUUGAGCUAUUGGUUGAGGGCUGUUGACUGUGAAAAUGGCGACCGGAGCUGUUCCAGCUUCCUUCACGGGUCUGAAGGGCAAGGACUGUGGCUUGGGGUUUGCAAAAAGUGGUGAUUUUGUGAGAGUUUGUAACGUGCAGAGGGUUAAGUUUCGUCGAACAAAGGUCUCAGUCAUCAAAAAUUCAAACCCUGGUUCAGAAAUUGCCGAACUUCGGCCUGCAUCAGAAGGGAGUCCUCUAUUGGUUCCUAGGCAGAAGUACUGUGAAUCCAUACACAAAACUGUUAGGAGGAAAACCUGCACAGUGAUGGUCGGAAAUGUGGCUAUUGGUAGCGAACAUCCUAUAAAAAUUCAAACUAUGACUACAACCGACACUAAGGAUGUCGCGGCAACAGUUGAACAGGUGAUGCAAAUAGCUGACAAGGGAGCUGAUCUUGUCCGGAUAACGGUGCAAGGGAAAAGAGAAGCAGAUGCAUGUUUUGAAAUUAAGAACUCCCUUGUUCAGAAGAAUUAUGACAUACCUCUGGUGGCAGACAUUCACUUUGCUCCUUCUGUUGCACUGCGGGUUGCUGAAUGCUUUGACAAAAUUCGUGUCAACCCUGGAAACUUUGCUGAUAGACGGGCCCAGUUUGAAAAGCUGGAGUACACAGAAGAUGACUAUCAAAAAGAACUAGAACAUAUUGAGCAGGUUUUUACUCCAUUGGUUGAGAAAUGCAAGAAAUAUGGAAGGGCAAUGCGCAUUGGGACAAACCAUGGGAGCCUUUCAGAUCGUAUAAUGAGCUACUAUGGGGAUUCUCCUAGGGGAAUGGUUGAAUCUGCUUUUGAGUUUGCAAGAAUAUGUCGGAAGUUGGAUUUCCAUAAUUUUGUCUUUUCAAUGAAAGCGAGCAACCCAGUUGUCAUGGUCCAGGCAUACCGUCUGCUAGUAGCUGAAAUGUAUGUUCAAGGAUGGGAUUAUCCACUGCACCUGGGAGUUACUGAAGCAGGUGAAGGUGAGGAUGGACGGAUGAAAUCUGCAAUUGGCAUCGGAACCCUUCUUCAGGAUGGUUUGGGCGAUACAAUCAGGGUCUCCCUCACAGAACCUCCAGAGGAGGAGAUAGACCCCUGUAGAAGGCUGGCAAACCUUGGUAUGAGAGCAUCUGGUCUUCAGCAAGGAGUGGUUCCAUUUGAAGAGAAGAACAGACACUACUUCGAUUUUCAACGAAGAACUGGUCAAUUGCCAUUGCAAAAGGAGGGUGAAGAGGUGGAUUAUAGAGGUGUCCUGCACCGUGAUGGCUCUGUUCUCUUGUCUGUUACAUUGGAUCAAUUGAAGACCCCUGAACUUCUCUACAAAUCACUAGCAGCCAAGCUUGUCGUUGGCAUGCCAUUUAAGGACCUGGCUACAGUGGACUCAAUCUUAUUGAGAGAGCUUCCACCAUUAGAUGACAUCGACUCUAGGCUGGCUCUCAAGAGACUGAUAGAUAUAAGUAUGGGGGUUAUAACUCCUUUGUCGGAGCAACUGACAAAAUCAUUACCCAAUGCUAUGGUCCUGGUAAAUCUGAACGAAUUAUCCACUGGUGCUUACAAGCUUUUGCCUGAAGGCACACGCUUGGUUGUGUCUGUACGUGGAGAUGAACCCUACGAAGACUUGGAAAUCCUAAAAAGUAUUGAUGCUACAAUGCUUUUCCAUGAUCUACCAUUUACUGAAGAGAAAAUAGGCAGAGUACAUGCAGCCAGGAGGCUAUUUGAAUUUCUUUCAGGGAAUUCUUUGAACUUCCCUGUAAUUCACCAUAUACAAUUUCCCAAAGGGAUCCACAGGGAUGAUUUAGUCAUUGGUGCUGGAACCAAUGCAGGGGCCCUUUUAGUAGAUGGACUUGGAGAUGGUCUUUUCUUAGAAGCCCCUGACCAGGACUUCGAUUUUCUUAGAAAUACGUCUUUCAAUUUGCUACAAGGUUGCAGAAUGCGGAAUACAAAGACGGAAUACGUUUCAUGUCCAUCCUGUGGCAGAACUUUAUUUGACCUUCAGGAAAUAAGUGCAGAAAUAAGAGAAAAGACAUCACACUUACCUGGUGUUUCAAUUGCCAUCAUGGGUUGCAUCGUAAAUGGGCCAGGGGAGAUGGCUGAUGCAGAUUUUGGGUAUGUUGGUGGUGCUCCAGGAAAGAUUGACCUCUAUGUCGGGAAGACGGUGGUUAAACGAGGGAUUGACAUGGAGCGUGCAACUGAUGCCUUGAUCCAACUAAUAAAGGAUCACGGCCGCUGGGUGGACCCUCCUGCAGAAGAGUAAGAUCAUUCAAUAUAGUAGUAAUAAUAGAGUAAUCAAAAUGGGGAUCAUUGUACUACUGUUGUAUAUUAGGGUUCUACAGAUCUGAGAUCACUAAAUUGUAAACAGCAGCCGUACAUUAUAGGAAGUUUUACUUUUACCAUAAGAGCUGCUAUAAGUAAGACGCAAUGGAUGCAUUCAUUAUAUGUUGUAUGAUUAGCAUACAUGUAACAUUGUAAUUUUCCAGUCACUCAAUGAAUUGGUAUUUGAGUGUAAA